Molecule: messenger RNA, 1531 nt
Organism: Alternaria alternata
Lineage: Eukaryota; Fungi; Ascomycota; Dothideomycetes; Pleosporales; Pleosporaceae
Product: alpha-1,2 mannosyltransferase KTR1
Exons: 2
Coding region: 58-1266 (402 amino acids)
Biological process (GO): cell wall mannoprotein biosynthetic process; protein N-linked glycosylation; protein O-linked glycosylation
Cellular component (GO): membrane; Golgi apparatus
Molecular function (GO): alpha-1,2-mannosyltransferase activity
Source: RefSeq, a predicted model, not a curated record
ACUUUUUUGAGGCGGGACAUUGUCCCAACCCCUCAGCCACCGCACCUGCUCUUCACCAUGGCGCUUCCCAAGGGCAUGCGCUACUUGGCUGGCGCCACUUUCUGCAUCUUCAUCUACCUGUUCGUGCAGAUCCUCAAGGCGCCAGGUUCCGAGACACCCGUCGAGAUUCCGAGCAAGCUUCCGACCAACAAAGUCGGCGAUUGGGACCACGACCCUCAGUUAGAUCCCUCCGGCGAACCUCCUGAGCCGCUGCGACGAGUUGACGGCAACAACUACGCCCCGAACAAUCCCACAAGCGCGCGCAUCAACGCCACAAUCCUUAGCCUGGUGCGCAAUGAAGAACUCCAAGACAUGCUACAGAGCAUGCGCGAUCUCGAGCGCACAUGGAACCACAAGUUCAAUUACCCCUGGACCUUCUUCAACGAUAAGCCCUUUACUGAAGAGUUCAAAAAGGCCACGCGAGCAGCCACCAAUGCUGAAGUGCGAUACGAGCUAGUCCCUGCCGAACACUGGGACGUACCCUCGUGGAUCAACAUGGACUUGUAUGAGGAGUCUGUUUCUCUGCUCAAGUCGCUGGACGUGCAAUACAUGGACAAAAAGUCGUACCACCAAAUGUGUCGGUGGAACAGCGGAAUGUUCAGCGAGCAUCCUGCGCUGAAGGACAUCCAAUACUACUGGCGCGUGGAGCCUAACGUUCACUUCUUCUGCGAUGUCGACUACGAUGUCUUUGCAUGGAUGCAGGACCACAACAAAACAUACGGAUUCAAUAUCAACAUUUACGACAGCCCCGAUAGCGUCGCGACAUUAUGGCCCGAGACAAAGAAAUUCAUCGAGGAUAAUCCAGGAUACGUUCAUCCGAACAAUGCGCGAGAGUGGUUGGAAGACGACAAGCGACGGCCUGAGAACAACCAGAAAGCACACGGGUACUCAACCUGCCACUUCUGGUCCAACUUCGAAAUCGGCGACCUGAGCUUUUGGAGAAGCAAAAAGUACCGUGACUACUUCGACCAUCUUGAUCGUGCUGGAGGCUUCUUUUACGAACGCUGGGGCGAUGCGCCGGUACACAGUGUCGCAUUAGGAUUGUUCGAAGAUAAGAGCAAGAUACAUUGGUUCCGAGACAUCGGAUAUCAGCACAUACCCUUCUUCAACUGCCCGAACAGUCCAAAGUGUUCUGGCUGUGUUACUGGUCGGUUCACAGACGGUGAGAAGUGGUUGAACCGGGAAGACUGUCGACCGCUGUGGUUCAAAUAUGUUGGCAUGGACUGAGCUCUUCUUCUUAGACAGCAUUGCCCUCUAUCUUGUACGAUCGUCUGUAGCUAAGCCACCUACUGUGUGUAGCAGCAGUGACCGUGGUUGGUGCCAAUAUAUGCACUCAUGCGGUGGGAACCCCUGGAGACCUCGGAGUUAUUUGGUAUCCAAUUAUGAACAGCUUUCAUCUUGAUACGACGCAUUUACAUUCAAUAGCACGUAUACCACUAGACGCAAUGAGAAUUUAUGAAGAUACUCUGAAACUGAGCAUUGCAUUAGACGU